GCGUCGUGCGUGCCCGCGUAGCCGUGCCCGUGCGCUCCCAGGGUGCGCGCAGGACCCGUCCCUACAGCAGCAGCAGCAGCAGCAGCCGCGUAUCCAGCCGUGGAGCCGGGAGCGUGGAGCCGAGAGGAGCGCAGCGAGAGAGCGACAGAAGAUGGACGGAGUGGGAUCGUUCGGAGCGGGCCGGGCCGGGACCACCAUCGACCCGAUUGUCUUCGCCAAGCAGCCGCAGACCAUCCUCAGAGUGCUGUCCUGGAUAUUCUCCCUGGUCGUCUUCGCCUCCAUCGUGAACGAGGGCUACGUCAACAUGGGCAGCGAGCGCCUCCACUGCGUCUUCAACAAGAACGCAGACGCGUGUAACUACGGCGUCUUCGUGGGCCUGGUGGGCCUGCUGGCGUGCUCCUUCUUCUUCCUGCUGGACUACAAGUUCUCCUCCAUCAGCUCGGUGAAAGACAGGAAGAAGGCCGUGAUGCUCGAGAUCGGCUUCUCAGGUUUCUGGGCCUUCCUGUACUUUGUAAGUUUCUGCUUCCUGGCCAAUCAGUGGUCGCGAACCACUCCCGACGAGCUGCCACUCAACCAGGGGGCAGACGCAGCCCGGGCCGCUAUUGCCUUCUCUUUCUUCUCCAUAAUCACCUGGGCUGGUUUGACAGUGCGUGCGGUCCAGAAGUACCUGCUUGGCACCGACAUGACCCUGUUCACCACAGAGCACGUGGGCGACGGCGCGCCUGCCCAGCCGUACCCCCCCAACGCACCAGGGGGCACCACCACCACCGAGACCACAGAGACCUACCAGAGCCCACCGUUUACUGAGAACAAUGCAGCGCCCACGUACCAGGUUCCCAUUUACUAGAUGAGAUAGAGCAGAUUGCAGAAGCGAAAGACGGGGAGAGGGACACGGAAUGAGAGGAGGGUGGAAGAAAAUCGCUUUCCGUGACGUCGUUGUUCAUCCGCUGAUCCGAGCUGAGUUUAGAGGUGUAGUGGAAAAGUGGCCUCCUCCCCUCUGUCUCCUCUUCUUCUUUCCUUUCCUUCCUUUACAUUCCAACUGUAUCUGCGCUUUGUACAACUUAACAAGUGGAAGUGUUCGAUUCCUACAGAUGUGUUUUUUUUUUUUAGCAACUGCAGUGUCUUUACAAAAGAGCAGGUGAGGGCGAGCGAACAAGGGGAGGAAACACAGGAGACGAGACCACUUUGCAGCAUUCAAUCACUUCCCUGUUUCCACCUUGCAAAAAAAAAAAAAAAAAGACAAGUAAUUAUCAGCGAUGUGAAUCCACCACAAAUCAGUUCUAGAUCAGUAAAUAUAGAGCAGGAGGCACUCACAUGCUCCACAUUAAUACUAUUCAUGCCAAUUGUUUAAUUCAUUCAGUAUCUUGAAGAAAUGUCCACGUUUCCUUUAAUGCCAAACACAAUGGGGGAUGUCUUAGAUAAGGUACGCUCUGGUUGUUUAAUCCCUUUCCCCUGCUGCAGUUUAAAAGUGAUACUUACAUUGAAUCUGCAUGUUUCUGAACUUAGAGAUCAACUAAGUGCCAUACUGUACUGUGUGUCUCAGACAGUGACUUAAUCUAGUAGAUUUCCACAUGCUGUAAAGAAAAAAAAAAAAAAAAA
Molecule: messenger RNA, 1599 nt
Organism: Myripristis murdjan (pinecone soldierfish)
Lineage: Eukaryota; Metazoa; Chordata; Actinopteri; Holocentriformes; Holocentridae
Gene: syngr3a
Product: synaptogyrin 3a
Exons: 4
Coding region: 152-847 (231 amino acids)
Cellular component (GO): neuromuscular junction; synaptic vesicle membrane
Source: RefSeq, a predicted model, not a curated record